This is a messenger RNA of Anolis carolinensis (green anole), 1558 nucleotides long. It is a transcript of the gene aen, whose product is annotated as apoptosis enhancing nuclease. Gene Ontology annotation, cellular component: nucleus. The transcript is spliced from 4 exons. Gene Ontology annotation, molecular function: exonuclease activity; nucleic acid binding. The coding region runs from base 200 to 1237 and encodes 345 amino acids. NCBI's taxonomy places the organism in Eukaryota, Metazoa, Chordata, Lepidosauria, Squamata, Anolidae. The record is from RefSeq and is a predicted model, not a curated record.
ACAUCCCGAAGGCAUCCAAUCAGGGAUCGGGGGCGUGGCCGAAGCCUGAGACUUGCCCGGGCAUGUGAAAGCCAGGCGAGCCGCCAUCGCUUCCGGGAAAGCCACGUGGGAGCCGGCGUGCCCAGGAUCCCCACUAAACCCUGAAUACACAUCAGUGGAGGUAAGCCCAAGGAAAGUGGACCAGGUAAACAGCUUGAGGAUGGAUGGGCAGGUAUCCAGGUGUUAUUGCUCCAGCUGGAGCCCAAUCCAUAAAGCUCACAGGUGUGCGGCAAGUCCUGGCCAGAAGAAAAAGAAAAGCCGGAAGCACCAGCGUUUUUCAACACGAAGAGACCUAGAGCAGUGGAGACACCUGAGAGCCAGGUCGAGGGAGAAGACCCUGUUGGUGUCAUCGAGUGCCUACACAAGCGGUGCAUCGCAAGGCACCUUACUCUGGGAAGCGGGCCAGAACGGCCCGUUGUCGCGCGAGGAUAUAGCAAAGGUGGACUCGGUCACACCUCCUCCUCCGGUUGACUCUCCUCCUUCGUCCGGCUCGGCCAAGCAGCCUUCGCCAUCUCGAGAUCUUAAGGUCCCCAGCCCUUCUGCAAAGGACGUGGGCUCUUCAUCCUGCCCGAAGCUCAAGAAACCUAAGAAGUGUGUGGCUAUUGAUUGUGAAAUGGUAGGCACCGGGCCUGGUGGGAAAACGAGCGAGUUGGCCCGGUGUACGGUGGUCAGCUAUGACGGAGACGUCAUCUACGACAAAUACAUCCACCCAGAGCUUCCGGUGGUCGAUUAUAGGACUCCGUGGAGCGGAAUUACCCACAGGCACAUGGAAAACGCCACUCCUUUCAAAGUGGCCCAGGGAGAGAUCCUGCAGAUCUUGAGGGACAAAAUCGUGGUGGGGCAUGCCCUUCACAAUGACUUCCGGGCUUUAAAAUACUUCCAUCCUGGGGCCUGGGUGCGGGACACGAGCCGGUGCCCUCUGCUGCUCAGGAAGAUGGGCCCGUCUGCAAAGAACGGCGUGUCGCUUAAGAACUUGGCUAGCCAGCUGCUUUCUAAAACAAUACAGGUAAGCAAAAAAGGACAUUCGUCCGUAGAAGAUGCCCAGACGUCAAUGGAGCUCUAUCGGUUGGUGGACAUUGAGUGGGAGCAGGGACUGGCUUCCAGCUUCUCCUCCAACCUUCCAGACAGCGGCACAGACAGCGAUUGCUAUAUGGACGACCAGUAUUGGCCGGAGGACCUUGAUGUAGACUGCAAGUGAAGGCCCAAAUCCGCCUUGAUGGUGCUUUUGUGAACCAUCUGCUGAUGUUCACAUGUUUCGUGUGGCUGCUUUAAUUUAUUGUUUGCCUAUUUGCACAACCCAAAGAGAGCACAAGUCUGAUUGAUAUCGAGUACCUCUGUCUGCUUCAUUUGACUACAAAACUCCUCCAUAGGACGCCACUUUAGAAAUGGGGAAAACAAGGAAACAAAAACCAGAAGAGGCCAUUACUGAUCACUUAGGUUGACUCUUGGAGAAGAGGUUGGACACUUGAAGUGGGUCUACUCCACACUCUUCCAUUAAAUGUGACACAAUCCAAUUUGA